AUGACUAAGGAUAACGGGAUGCCUUGGAUAGUUGGCAAUAUCCUGGGAGCAAACUUCUUAGAGGAGAUUCCUUUGGAACAAUUGGAUAGCCAUUCCUGCAUGGUCGAAGCCUUCGACUACGGCCACUCGCACGAUUCCGGCUUGCUGAUGCACGAGUUACUCUGCAAGGUGAGGAAAGUCCCCCAUUAUAUACGGGUCGGCAUGCGUAACUUGAAAUCCGAGCUCACCCUGGGACCUAUGAUCACCGAGAAGUUUGAAGAUGAUGUUCUCGGCAGCUUUCAUAGACACAUUCCGCAACUUUUCGAGGCCGUUAUCAAGGAGCCUCACCAUUUACUGAUCUUACCAAAGAUAAUUCGAGAUGUCGUGCCAUUCAAAAGCAUCUUCCACGCUAUUCAUCGAAUCAAUACCGCUUUCUUCAAGGUGGUGCACUUUGUGCAUAACAUGAUAAGGAAACAUCUGUUCCAAGUCGCCAAAAACUUCCUGCUCCAUCACAAUUUGGGCUUGCAUUUGCUACGCAUUUUGCACCACUUUGGAAAAUUGCACUUAGUGGAGAAGGUACUUGGGUUGACACUUCCGCACUUGGAAGGCAUCAUCGCGAAGCCAAUUCUGUCCCCGGUGACCUUCUAUGAUGACGAGCUAUACACUCCAGAGUACCACCAUUCACUUAGAGAGGUAAUCGCUACCUUCCAAGGUCUUCACGACGGCUAUUUCGCUUCCGGAAUACACGAUCUGUUCAGGUCUGGCGUAAGGACUUUCUGUUCGGAAUCAACAAGGUCUACAAUGACCUCAUUUUUGUCGACAAUACCCUUUUUAAACAACUUCGUGCCGUAUUUGGACACCAUAACUACAAAAUUCUCCCCCGUCGACGUGAGUCCAGUGGUUAAUCCCAUAUUUGAAAAUUUCGCUCCAGUGGUGGCUCCAAUAAUAGAUGGCCUCCAGUAAUCAGUCCGUUUG
Messenger RNA from Odontomachus brunneus, 954 nucleotides. RefSeq lists its product as uncharacterized. The transcript has 2 exons. The record is from RefSeq and is a predicted model, not a curated record. The coding region runs from base 1 to 942 and encodes 313 amino acids. Lineage: Eukaryota; Metazoa; Arthropoda; Insecta; Hymenoptera; Formicidae.